GUUGAUUCUGUGGCGCACCGCCACGAAUUAGUCUGUGUGGGAAACACUGGAUGAGUCGUUUUCGCAUAUUGAAUACAAUGUAUUUUCCACUGUGCGUGAUGAAACACAGAAGGGCAUGGGCUAUUACUCGCCCCGCCUACCAACGACUUCUUAACACACUAUGAAAAGAGCAAAAAACCGUGCCUUACCUCACUUUUUAGUUAUCAAGACACCCCAUACACGUACACAUAGGCAAAACAAACACAAGGAUAUAAAACUGGAUUAUUUUGAUCGUGCAGUAGUUUGGGAAAGGGAAUAAAACAACACAAGAUCACAGCCGAUAUUUCCAAAACCUAAAGGAUUACAAAGAAGCCUAAAUUGCCGGUUCGUGUGUAUACUUGAAGCAGUCGAUCAGUUCAACAGAUUCCUGAUGUGUGACCUCAGCAUGGACCAGGUAGCCCCCUUGUCAAGUGGCUUCCGCUCAAGCCUCAAGCGACAGACGGCAUUUGACCUGUUUGAAGACCCCAUGUCACUGUUCUCGGGGUACUUCCUUCCUUCAGAUGAAGACCAAUCACUCCAGGAGGUUCCUUCUGGGAUGGACUCCCUCACACAUGACCUUGGCCCCUGCUCUGUGCCUCUGUUGACCCCAUGCAGCAAGGCAGUGAUGAGUCAGGCACUCAAUGACAGUUUCAGUGGAUUCUCCAAGGUGCAGGGCUGCUGUGGAAUCUCCAACAAUCCUCGUAAGUGGACCAGGCAACAUGUGCUUCAGUGGCUCCACUGGGCAGCCAGUGAGUUCAGUCUGGCCAAUGUCAACUUCUUCAAGUUUGACAUGAAUGGUCAGGAGCUGUGUGACCUGGGCAAGGAAAAUUUCCUGGAGCUAGCUCCCGACUUCGUUGGUGACAUCCUGUGGGAGCAUCUGGACCAGAUGAUGAAAGACUGCCAGGAAAAGGAUUCUUGUAAAACUAUCAGCAGUAUUGUCCCCUCAGUUAAUAACUGGAUGAGCUCUGCUGGCUUUACCAAGUGUGCCAUGCGAGUGCCUGAGUGCACGGGCAGUCUUCUGAGGGAACUGUUUGAGAAUACUGAUAAGACGCCUGUUUUGCUCCAAGACCAGGAGUUCUCCAUGUUCUCAAAGCCUCAGCUGAGCACUGUCAAUGUUAGCUACAUCACUAGGAGCCCCGAAUACUCCACGACAAGCGCUACUCCCAAAUCUUUCUCUAAAGACCAGAAUUCCUUGGAGAGUGUGGACAGCUUCGAGGGGCUGCGCUCCUGGGGUAGUCAUUCAUCUCUGGCGGACACCCAGCGGGUCCCAUCUCAGGACAGCUUUGACGAUGAGUAUAACAACACGCCCCUGAACCUGGGAAAGCAGGGCCUGUCUUUCAAAGACUACAUUCAAGAAAGGAAUGAGCCGGUGGAACUGGGCAAGCCUGUGAUACCAGCUGCCGUCCUGGCAGGGUUCACUGGAAGUGGUCCCAUCCAGCUUUGGCAGUUCCUCUUGGAGCUCUUGACAGAUAAAAGCUGCCAGUCCAUCAUUAGCUGGACAGGAGAUGGCUGGGAGUUCAAACUUAUUGACCCAGAUGAGGUUGCUCGUCGCUGGGGUCGAAGGAAAAACAAACCUAAGAUGAACUACGAAAAGUUGAGCCGUGGCUUGCGUUACUACUAUGACAAGAACAUUAUCCACAAGACCUCGGGAAAACGUUAUGUUUACCGCUUUGUAUGCGACCUCCACAACCUUCUGGGUUACUCUGCUGAGGAGCUCCAUAUCAUGCUGGGAGUCCAGCCUGACACUGAGGACUGAAUCAACUCUACUUUUAUUAAAGGGGAAAGGGUUGGACAUGGAGUUGCUUCAUUAACCCAUACAUCCCCAUACAUUAUGUUGCUAAUGGUACAGCCCAACUGGCUGUCAUUUGUAGUCUCUGAGCAGGUGACUGUUGAGCACUCAUUGUCACUACACUGAGGUACAGACAGAAUGUGGUCUGUUUUGGAGAGGCAGUCCCUUUCUUGGCUCUUUAGGACAGCAUGCAUAGUUGUGCGGGCUUUGUGGUUAAAGGGAGGCUAAUUUAGAAGUCCAGCAUUCCUUUUUAGGGCCACUUUGCAAGAUGUAAUUUUAAUGGAUAUGAUUUGUAUCCAUUUGCAAUCUUAUAGCAGUCUCAGUGGACAGGAGAUCAAUGUAACGUAAUAAGAUUUUUUUUGCAAAAGCCUCGUACAUGUAUGUAUAAAGUUUACAGCCGCUGAAAUGUGCACAUAUUUACUGACUGUGAAUUAUAGGGGAUAACCAAAGGAGAUUGUUUUGGAGUUGUGUCCCUCAUACCCUUAGAAAGGACUUUGAUCCUGUGGAAUGUGUGGAGCGGAAUGUCUAUUUCUAACUUUAUGGAAACGCUAAUAUUGCCUUUUACUAUUCAGAGUGCUUUAUAAUGCAUUGUUUUUGCUGACAGGCCUGCGACUGUUCAAGUGGAAUGCCAGAUAUUCUGCCGCAUUUGAGAUAGCUUGUUCAAUGUCUCGUAUUAUGCGAAAUGCGCAAGGUGUAAAAAAGGCACAAAUUCUUUAAAGAUUGAAUGUAAGAGUGUAGCAAAUUAAUUAGUAAUUUAUUUUGUCUGGAUUGCAGCUGGUCUAUCAAGGGAACAAUUUGUACCUUGAUUGUUAAAUAUAUUCCAUGUGGCCAAAGCGACUUGUGGAUGUAUUGUAAAUAUUAUAUUCUUAACCAUGUUUGUAAUUUUUUGUAUGUUUUUUUUUGCUAUUUGUUUUGUUAUUGUUGUAACAAAUAUACACUGAAUAUGUGCAGAAAGUUCAAAUCGGCUUUAAAAGUUGUUUGUGUGAGGACAGAUAUUUUUCAGUUUAAUAAAAGCUUUAUUUUUA
This is a messenger RNA of Hypomesus transpacificus, 2832 nucleotides long. RefSeq names its product v-ets avian erythroblastosis virus E26 oncogene homolog 2 (gene ets2). Gene Ontology annotation, molecular function: DNA-binding transcription factor activity, RNA polymerase II-specific; sequence-specific DNA binding. The record is from RefSeq and is a predicted model, not a curated record. NCBI's taxonomy places the organism in Eukaryota, Metazoa, Chordata, Actinopteri, Osmeriformes, Osmeridae. The transcript has 10 exons. Bases 410 to 1774 code for a protein of 454 amino acids. Gene Ontology annotation, biological process: cell differentiation; regulation of transcription by RNA polymerase II. Gene Ontology annotation, cellular component: nucleus.